AUGCGUGCCUCCGUCUUCUUCACUCUUCCUCUUGCCGCUGUGGCUCUUGCCCAGUCUGGUUCGUCCAGCAGCAGCUCCGCUUCGAGCGAUACCCUCUCGACCUCAGUGCCAUAUGUCAACCCGCUGACCUCUUACCUCACCCAGACCAACUCUCUUGGUGUCGUGACCGGUCAGCCCACGGCUGCCACUUCCCAGGCUGCUGCCGUCACUUCUCAGCCCUCGGUUGUCACUUCUCAACCUCUGGCCGCCAGUUACUCUUCCGGUUUCUACACCGCGCUCUCCCCGGGCCUCAACUCCUCCGUCAUUGUCGGCUCUAGCGGCACUGGUGUCGUGCCCCUUGGUACCGCUGGUACCGCCGCUGCCAGCUCUGGUGCUACAGGAAGCACUGGUGGCAAGAACACCACCGUCACUCGGGGAAGCAGUGCCAGCGCAACUGGGGGCUCCAAGACCACUGGCGGCUCCGGCUCCGGCGCCAGCUCUACCGCCGGAACUGCUACCUCUUCCAAACCUACCAACGCCGCAGCAGCUGCUACCGUGGGCUCCACCGUCCUUCUCGGAGCCGGUGCUCUCCUUGCUGCUCUGCUCUAA
This is a messenger RNA of Xylona heveae TC161, 588 nucleotides long. RefSeq lists its product as hypothetical. The record is from RefSeq and is a predicted model, not a curated record. The transcript is spliced from 2 exons. NCBI's taxonomy places the organism in Eukaryota, Fungi, Ascomycota, Xylonomycetes, Xylonales, Xylonaceae. The coding region runs from base 1 to 588 and encodes 195 amino acids.